AAUGUUGUGGGCGGGGCUAAGUUCGGUCUGGUAUCCAGGCUACUGUUUCCAUCAACCUUAGUCGCAUUAUAACCUAUGUAACUUGGCAGUUAAUCCAAACCCUUCUAGCGAAUAGAUUUCUUAUUCAACUUAGAUUUUAUGUGAAUUUCAAGCACGUCCACUCAAAAUUUGCAUUAAAAAGUUGGAUGGAAACCCAGCUUAUAUUUGUUGCCUUCAGGAAUAUGUACCACUUGGUUGAUUGAAGGCUAAAGGUUGGCCCAAGGUGCAAUCACUGGAGUGACUUGAUAAUGAAAUAAAAAGCAUGUGAGUGUCAUCUUGAGACAAGUUACAUAACUUUUUAAUGAUUUUACAGAGCUCAGCACUUUCCCUGUGGAAUGCAGAUACAUUAUGUGUGACAUGGACACAUGACAUGGGCAUGGUGUGCCUCUGGACAUUGAGCCAGUGAUUUGCAUGUUACAGUUCAGAUAUUCAGACGUAUGUCCUUUCUGUACAGGUGAAAAACGAUUAGGCUUUUUGCUUCUUAUCAAUCCCCAAACUCAUAAACAGUGUCAGCUGGACUUGGCUGACCUCUGUUUUCUGUAAUGUGUCAAUGUUCUAUCAAGUGUGUGUGGUGCAGUAAAGGCAUUCCCCCGCCUCAACAGUGCUGUGCUGUUUCUAUAGUGCAGGCUCAGUUUGGAAAAGGAAGCUGGUAAAUGUUUGAUGUUAGUGGAUGUUACUUUGAAUAGGUAAUUUUGCUCCAAGACACUUAUGUUGGCUAAGGGGUGUUUUGUGUCACCCUUCUAAAAUGUUCAUCUUCUUCUUCUUCUUCUUCUUCUUCUUCUUCCUUUUUUCUGACUUGAGAUUCAGUUUACUCUUCCAUUUGAGCAAACACUGACUGUGUUCAAUUGGAGUCUAGCUGAGAGCGUCGCUUGGUUGUUUUUCGGAUUUUCCUUUAGUUUUUGUCUGCUGUGUUAUGUGUGUUUGUCUGCUGUGUUAUGUGUGUUUUGUCUGCUGUGUUAUGUGUGUUUGCAAUAUAGAGUGUAUCAGUGCUUUGUGGCCCAACUAAUAAACCAAUCUAUUAUUAUUUUUGUUUGUUUUGUUAAGCUUUUGUUUUGUUAAGCCACACCUUCACGGCUUUCUAACUAGUCCUUUAAAUUCACCUUGAAGUUUUGGCCAAGGCUGCCAAGGCUGUUUUAUAAAGGAGAAAUCUGUUAUGUCAUCACUGGAUAGAGAAGCCCUCUGCAGCCUCAGGCCGGCUCUUUCCUCCUGACACCGGUUGGCCCUCGAUUACUCGUGACUUAUUUUUCAAGGUGCACUACACUGGGCCUGGGUCUCUCCGAUGUAUGGCACUGAGCUGAGACCUUGGACUUACUCCUCUCUUCCUGACGGCACCGCAGAAGUGAGCAAUGCAGUGGCCUUGAGCAGAGGAGACACGGCAACACUCUUGGCUAAAGCAAGAUGUCGUCAGCCCCUGGGAAUGGAGUUGAAGGGUCACGCAACUCCAGUGGAGAGAAAACUUACAAAAAGACCACUUCAUCGGCACUGAAGGGAGCCAUCCAGCUGGGCAUUGGCUACACAGUGGGGAAUCUUACGUCCAAACCCGACAGAGAUGUGCUCAUGCAGGACUUCUACGUGGUGGAGAGCGUCUUCCUGCCCAGUGAGGGGAGCAACCUCACCCCAGCCCACCACUACCCUGACUUCCGCUUCAAGACCUAUGCACCCAUGGCGUUCCGAUACUUCCGGGAGCUCUUCGGGAUCAAGCCGGACGACUAUCUGUACUCCAUCUGUAAUGAGCCACUGAUUGAGUUGUCUAACCCUGGAGCCAGUGGAUCACUCUUCUACCUGACCAGCGAUGAUGAGUUCAUCGUCAAAACCGUCCAGCACAAAGAAGCAGAGUUCCUACAGAAACUACUUCCAGGUUAUUACAUGAAUUUGAACCAGAACCCUCGCACACUUCUGCCCAAGUUUUACGGGCUGUACUGUGUGCAAUCAGGCGGCAUCAACAUCCGGUUGGUGGUGAUGAACAAUGUCCUGCCCCGCGCUAUUAAGAUGCACUACAAAUAUGACCUGAAAGGCUCUACAUACAAGCGAAGGGCCUCCAGGAAAGAGCGGGAAAAGGCCUGCCCCACCUACAAGGACCUAGACUUCCAGGACAUGCAUGAGGGCCUGUAUUUCGACGCUGAGACCUACAACGCUCUGAUAAAGACCCUGCAGCGAGACUGUCGGGUGCUAGAAAGCUUUAAGAUCAUGGACUACAGCCUGCUGCUGGGGGUGCAUGUGCUGGACCACAGCCAAAAGGAGGGGGGCGAGACGGGCCAGGUGGCGGUGGACGGCAAACGCCCUCUGGGCCAGAGGGUGCUCUACUCCACGGCCAUGGAGUCCAUCCAGGGGGACGGCAAGGCGGCCGAGGCCGUGACCACAGACGACACAAUGGGUGGAAUUCCUUGCAAAACACAUAAGGAUGAGAAGCUGCUUAUUUUCCUUGGAAUUAUCGACAUUCUGCAGUCCUACAGGUUUAUGAAGAAGCUGGAGCACUCGUGGAAAGCCCUGGUCUAUGAUGGGGACACUGUGUCGGUGCACCGGCCAGGUUUCUACGCAAACAGAUAUCUGAAGUUCAUGAGCACUAGAGUGUUCCGUAAAAUACAAACUGUCCGGUUCUCCCCCUCCAAACGGACGCGCCACUCUAUAGCAGCCUUGAAGUCAUCCUCACAGGAGAUCCUGUCCUCCCAGAACAAGGAGAAGAAUGACGAGAGGACGGAGCGACUGGGUGGGGCCCGAAGCCUGGCCAGUUUGGAUGGACAAGUUUUUGACUCCUACGCCCGCCCUGACCUGGUCCCAGUCACGCCGUCCCUGUAUGAGGCUUCGUCCAUGGGCACCACCAUCUCAUCCUCAUCCAUCUUCGUCAGUGAGCAAUACCUGGACAACAACUCCAAGGACGGGGACGAUGCGGCGUCGAGCUCCACCUUCACAUUGGAGGACAGCGCCAUCUGCUUGACAUCAGAGCAAAGCACAAUGGACAUGGACAGAGAUGAUGGGUCUUUUGAUAUCUACUUAUGAGAUGUCAUAAGACACAGACCAUUAUCACUGCGCUUUUAUUCAAUCAUCUGAUGGUUGCGACUCUUCUCUGGUGAAGCAGAUGUUCCCGACACCACAACACUACGCUGCUCCGCUCCAUCCAUCUACUCAGCUGUCGAGAGAUGGCAUGCCAUUCCUUGCCUUUUGUCAAAAUAAACACCCGGGGGGAAAUGACACCUGAUGCAGAGGUGUGAGAAAUACAUGGGAAAUAUAAACAUUCAUGACAUCCAUUCCAGACAUGAAGAAGUCAAUGUACCUCUUCCUCCUCCUCCUCCUCAUCUUCCUCCUCCUCCCCCCCAGGACGAUGUACAUGACUGAUGUUGCAUUUGAAAGCUGUAAAGACUCACUGAUGUGUGCAUUACCUGAUAUCCACACAGAGCCAAAUUGUGAGGCUGGUGUGAUACAUUCUGCCCAUUUCAUCCAAAGUCAAGCAGAGGGAAGUGACAGAGACAAACUUCUUCAUGGGUUAGAGGCUGCCUAGACAAAUGACUGUGUGACUGGAUCUUUGAGCGCUAGGAAGCAGGUUGGAAUAGAAGGGUGGUGCUCAUCACCCCCCUUCCCAAAUGGCACUUUUUCUGUAAGGAUAGUAUGUAUGUAUUAAACAUAGUCUCAUAUAUUUGGUUUAGGUGAUUUGCCAAGCCUGAACUCUUUCAAUGAGAACGCACAUUUAAACAUAUAUGUAGUAUGUGCAUUGUUGUGUUCAUUUUUGUCAAUAACACAAUGAGACAAUGAAGAAUAACUGUUGACUUUUAGAUGAAUAAAGAAUGUUUUGGGGUGAGGGUGUCAUGACUGAAAAUGCAUUUUCUCAGGAUAUCCUUUUCAUAUUUCUGCAUCCUGUUUAUUGCUUAAAGAUAAGUGAUAGGCUAGUGUACCGUGUUCAGCUCCGCAGCUGAUCUGUUUCUAGAGAGAUCAUAUCAAAGUUAUCUCUUUGAAUUCUAUAAUUGCACAUGUGUUGGUUUUAAGACCAUAAUUUAUUAAAUCACUGUCAAAACACAAA
This is a messenger RNA of Clupea harengus (Atlantic herring), 4051 nucleotides long. It is a transcript of the gene pip5k1bb, whose product is annotated as phosphatidylinositol-4-phosphate 5-kinase, type I, beta b. The transcript is spliced from 15 exons. Bases 1438 to 3036 code for a protein of 532 amino acids. Gene Ontology annotation, molecular function: 1-phosphatidylinositol-4-phosphate 5-kinase activity. Gene Ontology annotation, cellular component: plasma membrane. The record is from RefSeq and is a predicted model, not a curated record. NCBI's taxonomy places the organism in Eukaryota, Metazoa, Chordata, Actinopteri, Clupeiformes, Clupeidae. Gene Ontology annotation, biological process: phosphatidylinositol phosphate biosynthetic process.